UUAAGCUUCAUGUCAUUACAGAAGCCAGUUCAGGCUUCCUGUUUUAGAUUUAAGCCUGCAUCUUUGAAUGGAGACGUCAUCAAUGAUUUCAGCUCAGCCGAGCUGUGACUAAUCGUUGCUGCCAGCUUGUGUGGGGUCAGAGCAGAAAUCAAAGUCACCAUUCCUGUGGGGAGGCUGUUUACGUAUGAAGUGAUGAGAGAGUAUUUCCAGAAUGUCUUUGAGCCCUUGUCAAAACUCUACGCUGGGCUCCUGCACGAUGACCCCAUGAUUUUCAAGUGCAACAAGCAGGGGUUUCCUGACCUCCCAGAGUGGCUGCGCUUCAUCCAAAGGCAACCCGAUGAUAAUGGCUUCCUGUACGGCACGCCGACUUCUCCGGGAAAAACUUUCAUUGAGAUCUAUGCAAUCAACAAGCAAAGCUACGACACAGCCAAAGAACUUCUCGUGAUCAAAGUUGUCCCAGAGAAGAUGCUGCCCUAUCAAGCUGAGUUCUUCUUGGCGCUGAGGGAGGUUGAGAAGGUGCUGCCCUCUUCUGUUCAAAUAGAGAUACAGCAGGAUCUGCAGAAGCUGUGGAACAAUGAUGCUUUGGAAAUUGUCAACAUCACCAACGCCCUCGAUCGCGGCGGCAGAGUUCCCCUGCCUCUUGCAGGACACUAUGAGGGUGUGUACGUGAAGGUGGGGUCAAGAAAGUACUUCUCCAGGUGUCUGCAGAGGGUGAUGACACCAGAGCACCAAAGGCAGUGUGCAGCGGGGGCCAAGGUGAAGGUGCCUGGAGAAUGCAGCUUCUGCAAAAUCCCCAGCAACUGCAUCACCUGGUGCAAGACGGAGCUGUUUGACCUAACAAAGGUGGCGCCUGCGCCGCCCUCUCCCACAAUGGGCUCUGGGAUUUUAGAGGACGGGGGCUACUUCGACCCUCCAGAGUCUCCCCCGGACAGAGACUACUUCCCGGAUUACAUCGUGACCGUGAUUGUGCCCCUGAUCAUUGCCGUCCUCCUGUGUCUGUUGCUGGCCUACAUCAUGUAUGGCAGGCGCGAGGGAGUUGCAAAAAGGAAUGCAAGAACAAACAACAUUCAGCUGUACCACCAACAGACCAUCCACGGGAACACGGAGGAGCUGAGGGGCAUGGCCUCCCACCGGGGGGUCCCGGCUCCUCUGUCUACGCUGCCCAUGUUCAACAGCCGAACAGGGGAGAGGGCUUCCCCGCUGCAGUCGGACAGCAUCCCGCUCAUCAUGGCCCAACAGGAUCCUUACAGUGACACGCUGCCCAGGAAGUGACGACGGGAACGGCUAAGGAGUCUUUGAGGUUCUACAGAGUAAUUCAUUCUCCUACAUAAAUACGUCUACAUUUGCAGUGCAAAGAACCAAAGAACUGGCUUAUAGAAUUAUUUGCUGUUCAGGACUGUGUGUGUUUAUGCUUUCACGUUUUUAGAUCCCCCUCUGUAUUGCUUUGUUCAGUUCAAGGCUUAUUCCUGGAACUUGGCGCCAUUUUCUUACUGUAAUCGGAUAUUUUGUUCACCCGGCUUGUCAAACGAUCCCUUCCUCUUGAUCACAUGAAGCAAACUUUUUCAAAUUGGGUAAACUGAAUGGAUAUCUACAAAUAAAUGAUUAAUGCAUGCAAAAAUGAUUGUUUCAACAUGUCAGUGUUUGCAUUGUUGACUGUUGCUAAGCAUUUUUUAUUCAGUCCCCUAGAUUCUGGCACCCCUAAUUGGUAAACAGUACCCAGCAGUGUGUGAUCUAGCAAACAGUCUGACGAAGGCCAAGAAAAACACAACAGAAAGGUCAGGGAGAAAGUUGAGGUCAAGUUUGAACUGAAAGGCUGGGAAAAAAAGGAGAGCAUUAAUCAGAGAAGCAGCCAAUGACUCCAAGUCAUCCUCAACAAAUCAUCUCCUCGUUGAGAAACGGCGGUGGCAGCAUCAUACGGUGGGGGUGCUUGUGUUCGGCAGACAGGCUGUUGUGCAGAUUUAAUAGGUAGAUGGAAGGAGCUAAAUGCAUGGGAGCAGCUGAGACAGAGGUUUACCUUCCAGCAGAACAAUAAACCAUUUAUCCUUUUCCCUU
Messenger RNA from Fundulus heteroclitus (mummichog), 2052 nucleotides. It is a transcript of the gene sgca, whose product is annotated as sarcoglycan, alpha. Gene Ontology annotation, cellular component: membrane; sarcoglycan complex. Lineage: Eukaryota; Metazoa; Chordata; Actinopteri; Cyprinodontiformes; Fundulidae. The coding region runs from base 193 to 1272 and encodes 359 amino acids. The transcript has 11 exons. Gene Ontology annotation, molecular function: calcium ion binding. The record is from RefSeq and is a predicted model, not a curated record.